AUGACCAGCAACAAUCAAUAUGUCCUGGUGACUGGCGCAAACAGCGGCCUCGGUCUAGGUACCUGCUGUCGUCUCAUCGACGAGUAUCUUGCCUCUUCUUCACACACCGGCGACCAUGGCGGCACCCUGACCAUCAUCUUCACAACUCGCAGCGCCAAAAAGGGCAGCGAGACACUUGCGACCCUCGAGAAACAUCGCGAAGCCCGACAUGGCUCCCCGUCUGGUCGCAGGAUCUACUUCCAGCCCGAGAACGUCGAGUUGACCAGCCUGCUCUCCGUCCGCGCCCUCAGCCGCAAACUCCUCGCCUCCGACCUGCCGCACCUCAAUGCGAUCGUGCUCAAUGCUGGUAUAGGAGGAUGGUCGGGCCUGGACUGGCCCUUGACGCUGUGGACGGUCUUGACCGGCAUCCGACAGGCGACAACGUGGCCGACGUUCAAACUGGGUCUUGUCGGACUGGUGACAAAGCCGCAGUUCCCCCCGGGGACGAUGCCCCGUGGUGAGGAGGAACCGAUCCUGGGAGAGGUGUUCUGCGCCAACGUCUUCGGGCAUUACAUGCUGGUACACUGGCUGAUGCCGCUGUUUCGCGCAUGUGACCCCCAGGACCGGGGCAAGAUCAUCUGGUCGACGUCCAUCGAGGCGGUCGGACGGCACUACAACCCGGAUGACCACCAGGGCCUGAAGUCCACAGCGGCGUACGAACACACCAAGCGCAUGGGCGACCUGAUGGCGCUGAGCGCGGUCGACCAGCCCGCCACGGCGAAGCAAGUCAAAGAAUACACCACCCCUUCACAAGCCCGGGUGUCGUCGUUUGCACGGGAGCGGCCAGAUCAGUCCGAGCCGACCUUCCACGUCUCGCACCCGGGCAUCUGCACCACCACGAUCAUCAGCCUGUACUGGAUCGUGCACGAAUGCUACCGGCUGGGCAUCUACCUGGCGCGCUGGUGCGGUUCGCCCUGGGCCAACGUCACCAGCUACCUGGGCGCCGCGUCGGCGACGUGGCUCGCGCUCGCGUCCCUCGCGGACAUCAGAGCCCAAGCUGUCCAAGCAACCGGCGACCCCGAAACCCGCGGACCGUGUAAAUGGGGGUCGUCGACUGACCGCCUCGGCCGUUCCUAUGUGCGCAUCACGGACGUCCCCGGCUGGGGCAUCGAUGGGAGCGGCAAGCCCUUCAAGGACAAAUGGUGGGGUGGGAGUCUCGGGAGAAAAGCCGGGUUCGUCGAUGCGACCAAGGAAGACGUCGAAACGUUCGUCGCUGAAGGAGCAGAGGUGUGGAACAAGAUGGAGGCCCUGCGCAAGGACUGGGAGGCCAGGAUUGAACAGUAUGAUGAAUUCGUGCAGGGGACAAAGAGCAAUGGAGGACUGGUCGCCCCAUGA
Fonsecaea erecta is the source of this 1374-nucleotide messenger RNA. RefSeq lists its product as hypothetical. The record is from RefSeq and is a predicted model, not a curated record. Gene Ontology annotation, biological process: ergosterol biosynthetic process. Gene Ontology annotation, molecular function: 3-beta-hydroxysteroid 3-dehydrogenase (NADP+) activity. Lineage: Eukaryota; Fungi; Ascomycota; Eurotiomycetes; Chaetothyriales; Herpotrichiellaceae. Gene Ontology annotation, cellular component: lipid droplet; mitochondrial outer membrane; endoplasmic reticulum membrane. Bases 1 to 1374 code for a protein of 457 amino acids. The transcript is spliced from 2 exons.